UUGACAUGGAUGAUGAAGACGGCCGGUGCCUGCUAGAUGUAAUUUGCGAUCCUCAGGCCUUGAACGAUUUUUUACAUGGAUCCGAAAAGCUGCACGUACAAGAGUCCUCCGGCAACCAUCUGAGCACCGAGCAGAGUCAGCCCACCACCAGCGUGGACCUCGACUUUUUAGAAGAUGACAUCCUGGGGUCACCGUCCAGCAGCGGGGCGAACCUGCAGAAUUCGGACCAGCCCUGCGACAUCCUCCAGCAGAGCCUACAAGAGGCCAACAUCACCGAACAGACGCUGGAGGCGGAGGCCGAGCUGGAUCUGGGCUCCUUCCAACUUCCCACCCUUCAGCCGGUGGUGCAGACGGCCACCGACGGCACCCCGCAGAUCUUCUCCGGCGGAGCCGACCUGAUUGGCCUGCAGCAACCUGCCGUCCUGACGCACCAAGCCCUGGUACAACCGUCGGUGGGAGCAGAUGUCGUCAACAAAGCCAUCAGCGUUCAGCCUUUCCUCCAGCAGGUCGGCUUGGGGAACGUCACCAUCCAACCCAUCUCCAACCUCCAAGGCUUGCCCAACGGCAGCCCCAGCGGGACGCUGGGCAUCGGCCCCAUUCAGGUGGUGGGGCAGCAAGUGAUGGCCAUCAACCAGUCGACGCAACAGAUCAUCGCCAAGCAGGUUCAACCCUCCCAAGUGGCCACCAUGCCCGUUGGCAGCUACAUCACCCAGACGGCACCCGAACAGCAGCAGGUCACCCUCGCCUCGACAGGGGUCUCUCCGCAGGGCGCCGGUCUCGUCAUUCAGAAGAACCUGCCGACGGUGGCCACCACAACGCUGAACGGGAACUCCAUGUUUGGGAGCGUGUCCGGGACUCAAGGCUCCCAACCGCUCACCGUCACCUCGAACUUGAGCAGCCCCUUGGUGCAGGCCCAAAACGUCAUCAUUCACCGGACACCCACCCCGAUUCAGCCCAAGCCCGCGGGGGUCCUCCAGCAGAAACUGUACCAGAUCACCCCCAAGCCCUUCGGUUCCAACAACACCACCCUGACCAUCCAGAACGAAGCCGCCCUGCAGCAGCAGAAGGCCCAGCAGAACCUGACCUUCAUGGCCGGCAAACCCGGGCAGAACGUGGUGCUCUCGGGCUUCCCCCAAGGGCUUCCAGCCAACGUCUUCAAGCAGCCGCCGCCGCAGCAGCAAACCCUGAGCAAGCCCAUGAGCGUCCACUUGCUAAACCAGGGCAGCAGCAUCGUCAUUCCCGCCCAGCACGUCCCGCAGGCCAUGCUGCAGGGCCAGAACCAGUUCCUCCUUCCCGGGCAACUGGCAG
This is a messenger RNA of Cariama cristata (Red-legged seriema), 1308 nucleotides long. It is a transcript of the gene BICRA, whose product is annotated as glioma tumor suppressor candidate region gene 1. The record is from RefSeq and is a predicted model, not a curated record. Gene Ontology annotation, cellular component: SWI/SNF complex. The transcript is spliced from 3 exons. Lineage: Eukaryota; Metazoa; Chordata; Aves; Cariamiformes; Cariamidae. The annotation marks the transcript as partial. Gene Ontology annotation, biological process: positive regulation of DNA-templated transcription.